Amoebophrya sp. A120 is the source of this 2572-nucleotide messenger RNA. The record is from the annotation of a GenBank genome assembly. Lineage: Eukaryota; Dinophyceae; Syndiniales; Amoebophryaceae.
AUCAAGCCUGCUCUCUUCUACAUUCUUUCCAAAAGAAACAUACCACGAAUUACUAAUAGUUACUCAGAUAGCAGUCGAGACUCAACUCUCUUUGACGACGUCAUGGAGAUGGACGUCCUCUUGCGAUCCAGCUCCCCGCCGAGUAUUUUUUCCCGUCUCGUGCUCCAACUGUCGGUGUUGAACAUUUUUUCUUCAAAUGUCGUCGUCCCGGUCUCUUGCCAAACACAAAGACGCGACGAGCGGCAACAAGGACACGCUAAACUCCAAGCUAAACCAGCCCAAGUGCUAGAAGACCCCACUAGAGUCACCAUCCAGCCGCUGGAGGGCACGACGCAUUGCGUGUGGAGCUCCGGUACCAAUUUUUACCUGUACGACCGAUUUUUUGUCCAUUGGGACAUUCCGCAUUCCCACUCCUACGGCUGGGUGGCCCCGAUCAAUUGCUCUCAAAGUGAGUCGUCAUGCAGCCAGCAGACUACAGUAGAAAGAGCAUUAGUGGGGGAGCAUGUCAGCAAGAGUGCCAACCGCGUUGGCGAUGCGACACUUGAUGAUACAACUCGUCAAAUCAGCUUCGGUCCAGUACCUGUAAUUUCUGAUCCGACGCAGGCCUUUUUCUCUUCCAUCGACUGGACGUUACACGGCUACCAGAGCCAGCCUCUCCCGCAAUUUGCGCCAAACUUGGAGGUGGGCUUCGCGACGCUGCUGGACCCCGAAAUCGAGCUGGAUUUGGGCGCCGAGGAGAAUUAUCAACUGCAAAAAUGUCUGGGUCUGGAAACUUGUGAUGCAAGUCCGUGAACAGUAAGCGCUCUGUAAUGCGCCGCCAAGCAUGACAAGUUUUUUCGUGCUUCUGUGAUGCGUAUUUCGCAUGAGAAACUGCGCUUUUGCAUGACAGGCAAGAGGACUUCUUGGUGGCCGCGCAAUACAGAGUGCAGAGUCAUGCCAGACUACUUAGCAUGACAAUCUUCAUCCAGACCCAGACACUUUUGCACUUGAUAAGGAUGACGGUAUUAAUUGGCGAACCAUCCGUUUUUCAGAUGAAGCUUUGGCCUUGCAGAACACUAAGGAAGAGGAGAAAAGCACAAAGAGCAGCACCUCCACUACUCCAGCAACCAAUGAUGGUGAUGGAGCUGCCUUGGAUGGACCAGAGCAAGCAUUAGCUGCAGUGGAUAAUGAACAUCUUUACCCGCACGAAGAUGCCUCCGAAACUACAAGCCCGGGGAACCAAGUUCCAUCGUCAGCCGCAGCAGCUCUUGCAGGGACAAGUGUCUUGUCCACAGAGGACUUCAGCCCAGCUGCAGCAAAAUCGUGGCUAAAAAGAACACUCGGCAGCUACUUCCCGUCGUGGUGGUCUUCAUCAAUGAAUCAGAAUCGGGAAAUUCCAAGUAGUCGACCUAACGUCGACGGCCACUGGAAUGAUCAGAGUUUUCACCAGCUGCCGGACAACGAGGGCGAAAAUGCCUUUCCCUUUCUGCAUCUACUUGCCAAUCAUGAGCGGGACGAGCAACAACAUGAUUCCGCACGGUCGUCCCAUGAUUUCUCGGGCACCAAGCAAACAGCAGCUUCUCCUCCAACAUUGCUUUCCGACCCCCCUUCGAUGAACAACCGCUUACUAUGGCGCGCCCGCAGUCUGAUCGGUACCCGCAUUACCACAGCGGAGCACACGAGCUGCUGCAUCCAGCACAUGACAGAAACGAAAUCGAGAAGUGGGGAUACAGUUUUUACUGCAGUAGUUGCACCAGGAACAUCAAGACCCUUGAUGCCGCAUCAUGAUCUUCAAGGCUUCGUGUUAACCGAAUACUGUGUCAAGGUAGAGGAACCAGCUGACAAAGAUGAUGAAAAGGCGAAAUGGGACGAAUCACCACUCACCUCGCGGGUAAAACUAAAAGACGUCGUAAAAAUCCCCUGGUAUGUCAACAAGACCCGAGCCGAGAUUUCCGCGGGGAUAAAACGCCGAUGCAUUGAGGAACAAGAUUUGCUGGACCUGAAAAACCGCGACUUCCUGCGCAGAAUCGUCCCCACAAACGCGACAGCGUGGGAGUACUGGCGAAAGCAACUGGCGAAGCAGGAUAAAGAUGUCGAACGAGCACGACUAGAAGAGAGGCCGCAAGCGCACGGGCAAGGAGAUGGUCCUUCUGCGAGAGGCACAUCCAUGCCGUCCUCGCGGUCUGCCCGCGCGACGUUUGCAGAACCGUGGAUUGAAGCCUAUCCGCAAGGGUAUGUGGAUGUGAAUGUGGGCGACGACGUUAAUCUAAAGAGUCCCGUCGAGCAAGAGGAAAAUGGAAUGAAGAAAACCAUGGGUGAAGAACUACAGCGUCAGGUGCGACAGGUCAAAGACAAUGAACAUGAUGCAGCUCCAUCAAAUCUUCACCUGUUAAUACCUUCCGAGAGCACACAACGAGCUGAAGAACCUUUCCGAGGCGAGGAAUCCGACGUUGAUCAUGCUGAAGGUGAAGUAGAACUACUGUACAGCUGAUGACUUUCAUUUUCAACAAAGACUUUUCCGUGAAUAGGAUCUGCUCCAGUCCUUUGGCUUCCGUGUUAUAUUUUUCGAAGACGCAGCUCCCCGUACCCUGAU